UUCAGAAACUUUUUUUUUUUUUUUAAAGUAUCCGCAGUGGAAGAUUUAAUAUCACAUGAAAACAUCAUUUACACAACAGGAAUAUGCAUGUGAUAAAAGAAUUCAUAAAGCGAGCCACUUAUAACUUAAAUACUCGAUUUGGACACAAUAAGCACGUUUCGGAGUUUACGGAAUUUAAUUCGCAAAUGUCCUUAACUUCUAUAUAUGGAAAGAUUUAUGAAAAGUCGAGCGGGAAACGGGACAUACCAAAAAGUGGAACAGAAAAAAUUAUCAGGGUCAAAAAUUUCAUCACGAUAACGUGAUCGAGAUCUAAAGGUUGAUCGUGAUUAUCAAAGUUAUACUGUUUAUUAUAUUAUUAUUAUUUUAUUGGUUUGUCGUUUAGAAAUUUG
Rhizophagus irregularis DAOM 181602=DAOM 197198 is the source of this 389-nucleotide messenger RNA. The record is from RefSeq and is a predicted model, not a curated record. NCBI's taxonomy places the organism in Eukaryota, Fungi, Glomeromycota, Glomeromycetes, Glomerales, Glomeraceae.